Messenger RNA from Haliotis rubra (blacklip abalone), 1968 nucleotides. RefSeq names its product large neutral amino acids transporter small subunit 1-like. Gene Ontology annotation, biological process: amino acid transmembrane transport. Gene Ontology annotation, cellular component: membrane. Gene Ontology annotation, molecular function: L-amino acid transmembrane transporter activity. Lineage: Eukaryota; Metazoa; Mollusca; Gastropoda; Lepetellida; Haliotidae. The record is from RefSeq and is a predicted model, not a curated record. The transcript has 10 exons. The coding region runs from base 251 to 1753 and encodes 500 amino acids.
UUGACCCAGUUAGAACACAGAGCAGUGUGCCUCUGAUCAUGUGGCGACGACAGUAUUGCAGUGAGCACAACAUAGACAACUUAUGGAGUGAAAUCCGAAAACUGCAACACGCUGCCGGUGUUAUUUAUGAAACAAUCACGACCAGCUGAUUUUUUAGCUGUGAACAGCUGAACGUCAGUCCGUGAACCGAUCUUCGACACUGGGAGGCGUUGCGUGCAACUAACGCAAAAUUUACAGUUAUUUCAUAACCAUGACGGAACCAAUGACUAACGGCACCGACCUUCAUGACAUUAACCAUAAAAUGAUUCCAGAAGACAAUGAUGUCAAAAGAAGAAAAUCCUCAGGCAAGGUGAUCGUGGAAAACCAGCAAGAGCCGAAAUUGGAAAGAUCAAUUGGUUUGUUCUCUGCAACAACGAUGUUGAUAGCCAAUACCGGAGGGAACGGCAUCUUCAUAGCGUCGACUGCUACCCUAUACUACGCGGGUUCUCCUGGCUUUGCCUUGGUUCUGUGGGUACUGUCCGGACUGGUAAACUUUGGUCUGUCAAGCUGCAUGACAGAGGUAGGACUUAUUCUACCCAAGGCUGGCGGACCCUACUUCUACGUGACUCAAGUGUUCGGAUCUCUUCCAGGUUUUGUGAUGUUGUGGGGAUUUCUGUGGAUGAUAAUGGCCCCAGCUUGGGCCAUUGGUGCCUACACGGCCUCUCUCUAUAUCGUCAAACUGUCUUUCCCUGACUGCACGCCACCAGAAGUAGGAGUAAAGCUUCUAGCUGCAGCGAUAUUAGUGUUCCUGGUGUUCCUGAACUGCCUCUACAUGAAGAUCAUCACCAAGUUCCAGUCCAUCCUCAGCUUAGCAAAGGUCAUAGCCAUGCUCAUCAUCAUCAUCGGGGAUUGUACAAAGAGAUACCGGGAACAGCUGCCUCUGUUCUGGGAGGGAACCACCACCGACCCAGGGAACAUAGCUCUGGGCCUUGUGUCGGGCUACUUCUCAUAUGGAGGUUGGCAAGUGAUCAGCAUCCUCAUGGAGGAGGUAAAGGACCCAGUCAGAAAUGUUCCAAGAUCCCUGGGCCUGACGUUUAUCUCUGCAAUCAUCCUGUACACGUUGACCAACUUCUCCUACUGUGUGGUGCUCACAACACCAGAGAUGCUCCAGUCUAAUGCUGUUGCUGUUACUUUUGCAUAUCGACUGCAUUCCACUUUGUCUGUGGUCAUCUCGAUCUUGGUGGCUCUCUGCUGUCUCAGUGUCCUCAAUGUGCUCAUCCUUGGACAGCCAAGGAUGGUGUUUGCCGCUGGGUGUAAUGGGCAUAUGCCGCGCAUCAUGAGUAUGAUCAACAGGAAGUAUCUCACACCGUGGCCAGCAACCAUCUUUAUUAGCGUACCGGCACUGGCCGUGUUAUUCUCUGGGUCUGUUGUGAGUCUGAUUGACGCCAUGAGUCUGUACACUUGUCUGAUGACAUCCUCAGUCAUAGUUGUGCUGCUGUAUCUACGCUGGAAGAAACCAACUGUGAAAAGGCCAAUUAAGGUGCCCCUCAUCAUACCCAUAGUGGAGCUGAUUCUGUCUGUAGUGCUCAUCUGUCUGUCCAUCUACAAGAAGCCAAAAGAACUGGGCUUGUGUCUGGGGAUAGUUGCAGUAGGGAUACCAGUCUAUUUCAUCUUUAUCAUGUGGAAAUCCAAGCCAAAGUCAUUUGUCAGAUUCAUGGACCGAUCAACAUUGUUCUUGAAGACAUUGCUAAAUGUUGAGACACCAGCUCAAUGAUGUCAACUGUCUUUAGCCUGUCACCAAGUGUCACCACCUGAGUUUGUCACCAUUUUGUCAUCAGUGGACCCGGUUUUAAUUACUUACUUUAGUUAACUUAGUAACAGUGAACUUUGCAUAUAUAGUUUAUACACAUGUUACCAUCUUUUACUGACCGCCUCCGUGAUGUAGUGGUUAGAGUGUCCGCCCAGAGAGCGGAAGGUGGCGGGUUCGAU